Messenger RNA from Danio aesculapii, 1578 nucleotides. RefSeq names its product coiled-coil domain containing 125 (gene ccdc125). NCBI's taxonomy places the organism in Eukaryota, Metazoa, Chordata, Actinopteri, Cypriniformes, Danionidae. The record is from RefSeq and is a predicted model, not a curated record. The coding region runs from base 101 to 1570 and encodes 489 amino acids. The transcript has 12 exons. Gene Ontology annotation, biological process: negative regulation of cell motility; negative regulation of Rho protein signal transduction. Gene Ontology annotation, cellular component: cytoplasm.
UUCGUCAAAGUGAACGGAAGAAGUUGUAGUGGAUUUUCAUCGUUGUUCUUGUUGGCGAAAAGCAAAUACAUCUCAGCUUUUUGUAAAGAAUUUUCUUGUGAUGCAGGCUGAGGCUUCAUGCCCCGAAUGUCCCACAGAAGAUGACAUGACAGAGGGGGAUUUGGGUGAUGGGAUGGGGGCCAGAUCCAGGAGACAUCAUGGCCAUCUCCCACAAAUGAAGACCAGAGGGAGGUUUCUGGACUUCUUAUCCCACUCACGACCAAUAAAAGAGGGCAGCGAGAGAAGCAAUGGACCCUUCUCAUGGACAUCAUGUAGAGCCAUGUACUCUGUUUUUAGGGAAGAACUGGAGGCUGAACGAGGUGCACGGUGGGAGAAAAGACAGUCUGAAAGCUCAACUGAAGACACAAGUGAAGAGCUGCAGAGAAGACUACAGGAGGUCACUGAGGAAGUGGAGCUGUUACGUACUGAACUUGAAGUCACUCAUCGCCACCUGGAGGGGAAACAUGAGGCUCUUCGGAUUUUACAAGGACAGGCAAUCUUGGACAAAGCAACUUGUCAUACUAAAAUGUUGCUUCAGAAGAGUGAGGAGAGGACCAAAGCCCUAGAAAAGGAGGUUAACGCACUUCAGUGGGAGAUCACCUUUAACCAGGUGCAGUUCAAGAAUGUGGAAAACUCAUGGAGCUUGAAGUAUGAGAGAGUGCUGGCAGAAAAUGAAGCCCUAAAGAAAGCACUGGAGGAGAGAAUGAAAGUGCAUCAGGAGCAAAGGACAGAGAAUGCAUCUCUGAGCCAAAAAUGUCUGGAACUCCUGUCCAUGCUAAGUGCGAAGGAAAGGAGGGACUUCCAGAGGACUCAGCCUUCCUGCAGCCUGAAAACAGAUGGUUCAGCUCUGGAGUUGGCGGUGUAUGGGGCAUGUCAGUGUAACUCUAAUGGGGGCGAGCCAUGCUCCUGUGCUAGAAGUGCUGCAGCAAGUCGCAAACAGGUCCUCCAGCUCAAGCACGAGCUGGAGCAGCAGCAGAAGAGGAAGGAAGAGGCUUAUGUCAUGAUGGAUGCUUUUCGUAUCGCCUUCGAGCAGCAGCUGAGGAGAGUCGGAGAGAACGUGCUCCGGCAGGCUGAGACUGACAGACACCAGAAGCAUUACCAAAGACAUGAGAAAGGGAAGCAAUGGUCCCUUACUGUAGGUGAAAGGCUAAAAAAAAUUCUGCCCACAACAAGCGACGGAAGGAUACCAAGUGAUUCCAGUGAAACACUGCAUAUGCUACUUGAUCUGUUAAAUGAUAAAGAGGAGGCACUGGCACAUCAGAGGAAGGUUAGCUACAUGUUGGCGAGAAACACUGAAGACUUAGAAAAACGUCACCGGAUGCAACUAGAAGAGUUGGACGUAUCACAUGAGGACAGUAAAACAAAGACCGAGGCUUCUGAGGAUCAUGAAUGGAGCAGAGACUGUAGAUGCUUUGCUGACAGCUGUGGUUCUCAACAUCUCUCUGUACCCGAUGAUAAGCAGUCUUUCAAAGCAAAUAAACCACCCUCUGAAAAGAGACCUGAAACUAAACCUGACAAUAAAGAUGCUUAAAAGAUCGA